CAUGACAGUAAUUCCUUCAUUUGACGUUUGUGAGAAAUUCUAUUCUCUUACUAAAAAAUCGGUUUUCGUGUUUUUCUAUUGUGUAAAGCGUGUUUUGAUAAAUAAUGUGCACAAAUUACUAUUUAAAUUGUAUUAUUUGUAUAAUUCAAUUAUAGUGUAAAAAAACCUUACUACCCAUAAUAAUAAUGCACUGCAAUAUUUCCACUUUGUGAGAGAUAAACAUAAGAAAAAAAUUAUAAAUAUGAGCAAUAGUACUACACAAAUUAUGGAAGAGACUGUAAGUGAGACAACAUCGGACACUGCUCCGCUAGUGAGCAGUGAAGUUCCCAGCAGCUCUAACUAUACUCAACUGAACCACACAAGUGAUAUUCAGGAAACUGUGGAAGAUGAACUGCAAGGUAGUCAUGGUGUUAGGAGAAGACAACCAAUACAGAAAAUUGAACCUGGCUCUAUGAACACCCUGUCAGCCAAAUAUGAGAGUUUAGAUUAUGACACAUGUGAAAACCACUUACUGCUGGACGAAGAACGGAAAAGAGGCUACGCAUUUAUUGUAUGGAAGGAUAUAGCAAGAUGGGUUAUUGUUCUACUUAUCGGAGUUAUCACAGCUCUCAUAGCUUUUAUAAUAGACAUAUGCAUAGAGGAGUUCUCAAAAAUAAAAUACAAACAGCUGAAGAAAUCUGUUGACACAUAUGUAAUGUUAGAUAAAUUAUACAUUCCAUACCUUCUGUGGGUGUUAUCUAAUAUUUGUGUUGUGUUCAUUGGAUCCAUGUUAGUAGCAUAUGUUGAGCCCGUAGCAGCUGGUAGUGGUAUUCCCCAAGUAAAAUGUUACCUGAAUGGAGUCAAAGUGUCUCGAGUGGUGAGGAUCAAAACCCUCUUCGUCAAGGCGGUUGGUGUUAUAACCGCCGUAGUUGGCGGGCUAGCUGGAGGAAAGGAAGGUCCUAUGAUACACAGCGGGGCCGUGGUGGCGGCGGGCAUAUCGCAAGGCAAGAGCACCACCUUCAACAAGGACUUCAAGAUAUUCCAGUACUUCAGGGAGGACCACGAGAAACGGGACUUCGUGUCCGGUGGCGCGGCUGCCGGCGUCUCUGCGGCUUUUGGCGCUCCCAUAGGUGGAGUGCUAUUUUCAUUAGAGGAAGGCACAAGUUUCUGGAAUCAAGGUCUAACAUGGAGGACGUUCUUCGGAACAGUUGUGUCGACGUUCACGCUCAAUAUUGCGCUUUCAGCGUAUCACGGACAUCCUGGAGAGUUGAGCUAUCCAGGAUUACUGAAUCUCGGCAAAAUGGAACCAUUCCCGUUCCAGUUCUACGAGCUGCCAGUGUUCAUGUUCUUUGGAAUGGUCGGCGGCGUUCUAGGCGCUCUGUGGAAUUACAUCAACUACAGAUUGUCCGUGUUUCGUAUAAGAUACAUAAGGUCACCAUGGUUACGCGUGGUGGAGGCGUGCCUGGUGGCGGCCGUGACGGCGACCUGCGGGUUCCUCAUGAUGUUCGUGUUGGACGACUGCCGCCCGUUGGGGGAGGACCCUACUAAAGUACCAUUGCAGCUUUUCUGCGCGGACGGCGAAUACAACACAAUGGCGGCGAUAUGGUUCCAAACGCCCGAGGCGUCAGUGCGGUCGUUUCUACACGACCCGAUGGGCUCGUACAAGCCCUUGUCGCUGCUGGUGUUCGUGAUAUGCUACUUCUUGUUGUCCACUUGGACCUUCGGCCUGGCCGUGUCCAGUGGACUGUUCAUACCGAACUUGCUGACGGGCGCCGCAUGGGGCAGAAUGCUUGCGAUACUGAUACAAUAUAUGCUGCCUUCUAAUACUGUAAACCCAGCGAAAUACGCGCUUGUCGGCGCAGCGGCGCAACUUGGCGGCGUGGUGAGGAUGACGAUAUCGCUCACUGUUAUCAUCAUUGAAACCACGGGGCAGAUCUCCAACGCGUUGCCCAUCAUCAUCACCUUGGUCGUAGCCAAGUGGACAGGGGAUUUCUUCAAUGAGGGUAUAUAUGACAUCCACAUCCAGCUGGCCGGCGUCCCGCUACUCCCCUGGGAGCCUCCGCCGCUGGCGCACAACAUCUACGCGUCCGAGGUGAUGUCGCACCCCGUCUUCACUCUGCGCACCGUCGAGAACGUCGGCCACAUUGUGGAACUUCUGCGGGUGGUCUCGUACAAUGGCUUCCCUGUGGUCGACCCGCCGUUAGCUGACGAUGCUGAAGUGACCACAUACAAGAGGCUAAGAGGUAUGAUACUGCGGUCUCAGCUGAUAGUCCUGCUACAGAACAAGAUAUACAACGAGAACGCCAACACAACAUGGUCCAACUUCAAUGUCGACAUGAACAUGUUCAGAAAGGAGUAUCCCAGAUAUCCGUCUAUAGAGGAGUUGGAAAUAUCAGAUUGGGAGAAGACAUGUACGAUAGAUCUGCGGCCGUUCAUGAACCCGUCGCCCUACACGCUGCCGCACCGCGCGUCGCUGCCGCGGCUCUUCCGCCUGUUCCGCGCGCUCGGCUUGCGGCACCUGCCCAUCGUCAACGAUCUCAACGAGGUUGUUGGGAUGGUAACUCGCAAGGACAUUGCGAGGUAUAGGGUAUGGAGACAUAGAGGCCAUAUGGGUAUGGAGGAACUGCUCCUGUCUAGUGAAAUUUAGAAUUAAUUAAAACACAUGACACUACUCGUAGAACAUAAAUCUGGGUAUAUACACUUGGUCACAUCAUAGCGCAAUUGUUUUUUAAUGUUUUAUGUAAAUGUAUGAAUUAUAUAAAAUAUUCUUAAGAAGAUAUAUUAUUCAAAGGAAACUAGAUUUUUAAUUUCAAACCUCAAACUUAAUAUUUCAGAGGGUAGUUUGAAAAUCAAGAGAAUAAGAGGUUCAGCCACACAUAGUGUGCUUUAUAUGUACUUGCUCUCAACAAAAAAAGUUUCGCUUAGUUAAAGAUUUAUUAGCCAUACUCUUCAUUAUUUUCAUCAAGAAUCUAUAUAUAUAAAAAUGAAUUGCUGUUCGUUAGCCUCGCUAAAACUCGAGAACGGCUUAACGGAUUUAUCUUAUCUUGGUCUUGAAAUGUUCGUGGAGGUAUAGGGAAGGUUUAAAAGGUGAGAAAAAAUCAAAUAAUAUCCGGGAAAACCCUAAAAACUGCCCUUUUCUAUUUGCCAUACAAACGUUUAAGAGUCAAGCGGUAGGGGUAGGGUAGGGGUAGGGUAAGGGUAGGGUAGGGGUAGGGUAGGGGUAUGGUAGGGGUAGGGUAGGGGUAGCGUAGGGGUAGCGUAGGGGUAGCCCAGGGGUAGCGUAGGGGUAGCGUAGGAGUGGGGUAGGGUAGGGUAGGGGUAGAGGUAUAGAAGGGUAGAGUAGGGAUAGAGAAUAAGUGCACUUAUGUCAAAACGAAGCUUGACCGGGUCUGCUAGUUAAAGGAUAAAUUUAUAUGCAGUACCAGACCUGAUCUGAUCAUACUGAUAUUAUUGUAAGUCAUAAUUACAUUAAAGACGUUCCUUUGUAGGUUAAUGUACAUUUUUUUUACUUAUCUAUUAUUAAUUAUUAUUAAUUUUGUUUAUCAUUGUAACCCAAACAGAAAUAACAAAUGCUUUUUUAGAUAAGUUAACGUUAUUUUUAUAAAUAUGUUGCGUUUUUAAAUUAAAUCUAGUUUGUAAUUUUACAUAGUUUUUGAUAGUAGUUGUUUGUAUAAUUAUAAUUUAAGUACUUACUAUAAUUUUAUUCUGAACUGUAUGGUAAGCCACAAUCACACUGAUAUUAAAAAAAAGAGAAACUUCUUUCAAUAAUAAAAUAAUACAUAAAAGCUCAGACUAAUUACAAAAGGACCUGACCUGCUAGAUGUUACCCCUCUGUCAAAGAUCAAUAAUCAACAAUGUAACGUGUUUAUAAAAACUGUUGUUAAAGAAUCGAUGUUUCAUUGUUGUGAUCGUUUUCAUUGUGUAAAGAGCUCCCUAAAAAUGCCGAAUUCUGUAGUUAAAUUGCAUAAAAAGCGGUCAACAACUUCUAGUUUACUAAAAGAUAAAGUUACGUUUAAUUUGUAAGUAUUUCUAAGUUGCUUAUAUCAAAUUUGUAAUAAAAACAAUAAUUUAAAGAAUAAAUACUUCAGCCGGAACAGCAAAACAUUAAUCAAGUAAUCGAAUAUUCUGUGUAACAAGCUUAUGCACAGUGCACUUAAGUCUCUGUUUAACACCAAUAAAUGUACUGUGUGUUGAGAAAAGGACACACAAUACAUUUGUUGGUGUUAAAUUUUUUCGAUGUGUGAGUCUAAGAGUUUCUCCCCCUCAAGCAACAUCAGAUAAUUUUGUUGGUGAUUUAGAGUGUGAUACCGGUCCAUUUGUAAUUGAUCUGAGCAUGAAAGAGAAACUUGAAAAUUAGUAGCAGUUAUCAGCGCCAUCUCUCGUGACGGAUUUGCUUUACUUCAGAAGCUUCUACUAGAUAGUUUUUAAUUAUGCUAUUAAAAGAUUGAACAGAUUUGGCGCUACUUGUGUACCACUUGUGUACUUGUGUGUGUUUCUUGUUGUAUGGUGUAGCAGUGUUACUUACUACAGAUGACACUUCACUGGAUAUCAUUUCGAUUACACUUUUGGUAACACAUUUACUAUAGCUUGGCAAGUUCGUUCGUAACACUCCCGAUGGUUCGCGCGGGCCGGGGGACGUAUAGCGAUGAAUGAAAAACUCACGACUGAUGCACCUCACUUUCCCGAACGCAAGAUUUCACACCGCGCAGUUUUUCCCCCCGUCGCCCGCAUAUCAUGGGAGUGUCAUCAACAAACUUGCCAAGCUAUACUUACUCCACAACUCAAGCGUGUGAAGUUUUACUUUUAAACGUGAAAGUUUGUCCAAGUGUGUAUGUUUGUAAUAAAUCAGUUAUUAUAUAGAUUUCUUAUUUCAAUCACAGAUUAAAGAAUUAUAGUCAGAUAGAGCGCACGGAACGUGGCAGUGAUGCAGCCAUUCCAAAUACAAAUUCAAAACAAAUACAUUCUUGACUCAGUACAGCACAAAGCGUCGCAUUAGUAAUUUUCAAUAAUAUCCAAGAAAAAUGGUGUCUUAUGUUUUUCGAUAUUUUAAAAACUGUUCAGAAAACCUAAAAAAUGAGAUGGAGUAUUUUUUUAUAGGUACGAGUAGUUAUUGAUUUUUAUUAGUCUAGAUAUUAAUAUUUUUAGUGAAAUAUAAAUCAUGAAAAAAAUUUGUAUAAGGUAGAUAGCAACAUUAUGCAGAUGUCAAGGUGACACAUGUGUGAAAUUUAUUUUUAAUGUGUUUUACCGGCUUCAUUGUGCGACUUGUAAAGACUCAUUCUGUACGAUUCUCUGUUCUGUGAUUUCAAUGAAGAAUUUUUUUAUAUUUUCGUUUUGGCUAUUAUACCAAAAUAUACUUGGACACUUGAGGAUCUGUAUUGUUUCUAAAGCCAACUUGUUACAAUAGUUGCUUAUGCUUAGCUUCUGUAUUUUAGUUGAGUACAAACAAUUUUUGGAUUUACCGCCCAAAAAUUGUUCAUACUCGACUAAAUACUAAAGUAGUCUGAUCUAGGCCUUAUCAAAUUUACCUAUAGACUAACACUAUCAGCUUAUUUAACAUGGCAAAGGUAUGGCCAUCACAGACUGUUUCUAUAAAUUGAAUUCCUAAAAGUGUUAUCAAAGAAAAUAGAAAGUUUUAUGAAGUUAAAGUUAUACUAGCUAUAUAAUUCUUAGUAUUUUUGCAGUACAAAUAUUUGUCUAUUAAAAACACUUACAUCUUUUACAUUUCUGAAUAAUGGCUCAUAUUAUUUGUAAGUGUUAUUUAUUAUAGAAUAGAGGGAAAUGAUAUUGAUUAAAACCAAAGUUGUCUUUUUAUUUUACAUAUAUUAAUGUCAUAAAAUAUAUUUUCAGUUUUAUAAAAACAAA
Messenger RNA from Bicyclus anynana (squinting bush brown), 5841 nucleotides. It is a transcript of the gene ClC-b, whose product is annotated as H(+)/Cl(-) exchange transporter 7. The record is from RefSeq and is a predicted model, not a curated record. The transcript is spliced from 15 exons. Gene Ontology annotation, molecular function: voltage-gated chloride channel activity. Bases 242 to 2626 code for a protein of 794 amino acids. Gene Ontology annotation, cellular component: lysosomal membrane; intracellular membrane-bounded organelle. NCBI's taxonomy places the organism in Eukaryota, Metazoa, Arthropoda, Insecta, Lepidoptera, Nymphalidae. Gene Ontology annotation, biological process: chloride transport; transmembrane transport.